CAUUAGAGCUGAUUUAAGUUUUAGGACAAGCGCUCGGAUUAACAUCCUGCCCACGUCACAAUGCAAACCCUGCUGGGCGCGCGCUGAUUGGACAGACGCUUCUUUCAGAGUUCUGCUCAUAGACUGCUGGAGAUACAGGCGAACUGACUCCUGGAUCCCGAACCGAGCCCGAGCGCUCGCGCUUUCCGUGGAGCAUCUGCGUGGAACAUGGCGGAGCUGAGCGCAGUCCGACACGAACUUAGAACCAGAAAUCUGAGCGGUUCUUUUGAGGAGCCUCAGUGUAUGUCACCACAGAAAGAUGAGCAGCAGACACUGGCCGUGCCGUUCUGUGGCAGCAUCCGCGGAGGACUGAGACCGGGGAAGAAAAUCACGGUCAUGGGCGUCGUGAAUGCAGAUCCGGACAGGUUUGACAUCAGUCUGACGUGCGGCUGUGGGGACGUGGCUCUGGAUAUGUGCGUGCGGUUCGACGACCGGGAGGUUUCACGAAACGCCUGUGUUUCUGAAAGCUGGGGCGAGGAGGAGAGGUCAAUACCGUACUUCCCCUUCAUCGCAGAGCAGCCUUUCAGGGUUGAGAUUCACUGUGAUCACCCGCGCUUCCGCGUGCUCGUGGACGGCCAUCAGCUCUUUGACUUCUACCACCGCGUGACGCCGCUGACGGCCAUCGACACCAUCCAGAUCAGCGGCAGUCUGACCAUCACCAAGCUCAACUGAAGACUCCUCGAGUCUGUUCUGGGUGCUAAAGACUGUCUGUGAUGCUGAAGGACGCUCCACAAUCAUCUAGAACUGAUGCACUUCGAGCUAUAAGGAGGCAUUCGUUUUGAUGAGCAUCACAAUUCUCAGUAGCAUUUUAGCAGAAGUCAACAUGAAAUGCCAUUCGCAUCCGAUUUAGUUUGUUUUUUCUGAGUGCAAAGGGAUAUUCAAAUAGGGUGGGACUUGAUUUUGAUGAAUAUCUGUAGUCCAUCUCAUAAGUUCACAUCAUCCUGGACUCAACUGGACUUUCCAUUGGCUUUUGGAUUAUUGCAGAAAAAAAAGCUCUGUGACUAAGAUUUUUACUCAUUUUGUUAAUCUUCACAAUCAAUUUUGAAUCCUGAACACAAUCACCAAAAGUAAAAAAGAAAUGUAAACAAA
Messenger RNA from Carassius auratus (goldfish), 1128 nucleotides. Its product is annotated as galectin-related protein-like. The transcript has 5 exons. Gene Ontology annotation, molecular function: carbohydrate binding. The coding region runs from base 208 to 711 and encodes 167 amino acids. The record is from RefSeq and is a predicted model, not a curated record. Lineage: Eukaryota; Metazoa; Chordata; Actinopteri; Cypriniformes; Cyprinidae.